AUGGCGCAAGUGAAAUUCGAUCUGGGCCAGCACCUGCCCCUCAUUGCCUCAGGCAAAGUACGAGAGUUGUACGAAGUUGAUGCUAAAACGCUGCUCUUCGUCGCAACUGACAGAAUCUCCGCCUACGAUGUGAUCAUGAAGAAUGGCGUCCCGCAGAAGGGAGCUGUUCUCACUCUGAUCAGCAAGUUCUGGCUCAAUUAUCUCACAUCACAAAUUCCCGGCCUCAAGACUCAUUUACUAUCUGGAUCAAUACCCUCUAAGCUGCCUGCAGAGAUCGCGAAGGAAAUCGCUCCCCGAUCCAUGCUCGUCCGCAAACUGAAGGUCUUCCCUAUUGAGGCUAUCGUGCGAGGCUACAUCACCGGCUCCGCAUGGUCUUCUUACAAGAAGACGGGCGAAGUGAACGGCAAGAAGCUGCCUGAAGGCCUGCAAGAAUCUCAGGAGUUUCCGGAGCCAAUCUACACACCGAGCACAAAAGCAGAGCUUGGUCAGCAUGACGAGAACAUUUCAACCGAGGAAGCGGCCAAAGUUGUCGGCGAGAAGUAUGCGAAGCGGAUAGAGGAGUUGGCGCUGCAGAUUUACAAGACUGCAAGGGAUUACGCGAAGACAAAAGGCAUCAUUAUCGCGGACACCAAGUUUGAAUUCGGCUUAGAUGAAGGAACGGAUGAGGUUGUGCUUAUCGAUGAGGUACUGACGCCAGACAGCUCCAGAUUCUGGCCAGCAAAAUCUUACGAGCUUGGACGGGGUCAGGACAGUUUCGAUAAACAAUAUCUGAGAGACUGGCUGACAAGAGAAGGCUUGAAGGGAAAGGAGGGCGUGGAAAUGCCGGACAAUAUCGUGCAGUCGACAUCGGAGAAAUAUCAGGAAGCUUUCCAUAUGCUCACAGGCGAGACACUGCAACAGGCGUUGGAGAAGGUGUAA
This is a messenger RNA of Cyphellophora europaea CBS 101466, 918 nucleotides long. RefSeq names its product phosphoribosylaminoimidazolesuccinocarboxamide synthase. The record is from RefSeq and is a predicted model, not a curated record. Gene Ontology annotation, cellular component: cytoplasm. Gene Ontology annotation, molecular function: phosphoribosylaminoimidazolesuccinocarboxamide synthase activity. The coding region runs from base 1 to 918 and encodes 305 amino acids. The transcript has 2 exons. Lineage: Eukaryota; Fungi; Ascomycota; Eurotiomycetes; Chaetothyriales; Cyphellophoraceae. Gene Ontology annotation, biological process: 'de novo' IMP biosynthetic process.